AUUCCAGUGCAUCCACACCUUUCCAUAGGGUUGCUGAGCCAAUGAAUUAUGCUUUUGAAACUUUUCAUUUUAGGUGUAGUGGAGGAUACUCAAAUUAUUCCUUGGUUUAUGUUAUGCGAGGAAUGAUUCCAGGUCUCUUUCAAGAUUGGCAGGGAGGCCUUAAGGGAUGGAGGGGAGGACCUUUUGGCAUCCCUGUCUGUUAGCAUGGUCAAUUUGGAAGGAGCACAACAAUGUAUUAUUUUGUAACAAGGCAGAUUCGCAUGAGGUUGUGUUCAGCAACAUUAGAAAUAGGACCAUUAUUUGUGGCUGGGUAAUAAUUUAUUGAAUGGGUGUAGUCAAUUGUCGAUUAAUCAAUGUUGCACGGGUAAUUCUUCUUUCCAUCCAGAAUCCAGAUGAUUCCUCAUCAUCUGUGCUUUUUGUAGGGUUGUUUAGGCCAUAUGGCCUUUUGUUUCAGUGGAAUUAUUGUCACUAUUAAAAAUGCUAUGGGAAUUUAUCAUUUCGGAUGUUACAAUCCCACACUGCUCAUUUUGGAUUUGUCUGAUUUGCUUGUGAAAUGGGACUUCCAAAUUAUCACAAAACAAUGUGUCUACCCGAAUUUGACAGUAGAAAUGAUCCGAUGAUGGAAUUGAUAACGCCCUGUUGGCUCACAAAGUCAUGCACCUACUAUUUGGCACUCCAACCAAAGUUUUCUGUUUCUUGUCUGCAUGGCACAUAAUCAUGGUGGUCAUAAAAUGCUGCAAAAAAAGCCAUGUUUCACACUAUUUUGCUCAUCAUUGGAAUGAUGGUCAUUCUGUUUUUGGAGAAAUUAUUUCAGGAUUGUCUUGCAAAUGGGCCAUUGGGAAAUCAAAUCAAUUUGCAUUUUUUUUAAUUUUAAUAUUUGUGAUUCAUCUGGAUUGGGAACAACGAUUUAGUCAGUUUAAGUACCUGUAUGCUGUGUGCAUGCAUUUGCUAAUUGCCUGCAUAUAAGUUGGAUCAUGAGAAUAAACUUUUUUUGCGGGCGGGCAUAGGUCUUGCAAAGGAAAGCCAGAACAUAGAGAGAUAGAGAAUGGAAAGGAAAGGGAAAGGGAAAAGGAAAAGAGAGAUGGCGCUGAUUGAGGAUAAGAACUCAAGGAUGGUUUGUUUCUCAAAGCGUCGGAAAGGUCUAUUCAAGAAAGCGGCUGUUCUUUGCCAUAUGCACGACACUCAGAUAGCUAUCUUUGUUUCUUCCCCAGCCGGAAACCCAUUCCUCUUUGGCCAUCCAUCUGUGGAUGCUGUUCUUGAUAGGUACCUUGCCGACAGUUCCACCCACUUUGUCGCUGGCGUUGGUGACGUAACUGCUGCCACCCAGCAUUCUGCCAUGUCUGAUCAGAUCACAGAGCUCGAACGCCAACUCAGCAUCGAGAACAUGUGUAGAGAGAUGAUGUUGUCGGUGAUGAAAGGUGAGGUCCACAGGGAGAAAGUCUGGUGGGACUCACUUGAGAUGGAGGAGAUGGAGAGGUCGCAGUCAGUUUUGGAGAAGUUUAAGGAGAAUGUCUUGGCACGUUUGAAUGAGAUGUCGUCUGAAUUGUACGCUGCUGUGGAAGUUGAAGAACAGCGGUUGUUGGAUUUGGUAGAAGAGGAGGGCUCACUUUCAAAAGCUGAAAUUUCGGAAGAGAUGGGCUCAGUUUCGACUGCUGGAAUUGGGAAUUUGGAUGAUGAAGAAGGGAUUUUUAGUGAGCUAUCUCCGCUCAAUCUGGGUUAUGGCUAUUCUUUUUGAAUUUUAUUAUUACUUUAUUCGCAAUUUCUUCUGGCUUUCCCAAUUGGAGCUUGGAAAUUAGGGCAUACUUUUUUUCUUUUUCUUUUUUUUUUCCUUGUUAUUUGAUUAUAUACAUUUCUUGAAAAUAUCCAUGUUUAUAUUUUUGUUUUUUUAAUUGUCAGUGUAUCCCUUAUUUUUUCAAGGGGAAUUUUGGGGAUUGGGCAUACCGCGUACAUAUGUAAUUUCGAAGAAAUAAAAGAUUCUAUUGUUUUCUUUUGAAUGCUAUGUUGUAUGAGUUAGUCAUUUGAAUUUUCCCUCACAAAUAUCUACAUUAAUCAUGAUUCCCGCAUUUGUUUCACAAAUUCAUGUCACUACUGUAACUAAUGAUGCAAAACGAGACGUUUCGCAUCUGCUUUCCACCUCGUUUCUUACAUGAUUUCUCAGCCUGGUAUACGCAUGGCUCCAUUAUAGUAAUACUUAACAUGAACUUGACAACUUGACCAUGUUUCAUGUGCUUGACAUUCUAUGCUCAUGUAUGUGGCCGGGAUGGAGUUUGACAUGCCUUUAAUCUUGUUUGAGUCGAUGUUUGAAUUCAACCAUGACCCUUCCACUUGACGAUGGCUUCCAUCAGUUGUUUCUCUAUCACUUUGAAACACUACAUUUGUGUAGAGCAUGUUUCCUGCAAUGAGGUGAUUGUUAUUGAGAAAUAAGUGGCGCAGAUCUGAGGGGUAGAUUUUUGAUGGUCGACCACAAUCAAGAGAUCCUCAAUGUUUUGAUGUAGAUCCCAAUCCAAGUGUUUGGUCUUGAUUAUCAGUGAGUCUGGCAUGGAGGAUUCUAAUUUGUGCCCUGAAGUUGGCUGGAUUCUAUAUGGAUCCAUUUCUUGAUUGACCCAUUUAUGAGGAGAGAAUGCACAAUUCUUAGUUGAGCAUUUGCUCAAGCCACAAACUGUUUGUGGAACCCUCUGCUUGGUGAUUCAUAUCAUUCAUCAAGGAGGUCCACCACUUGAUCUUUUAAUCUCAGAAUUUUGGCUAAGCGACAAUCAUCUGCUCGAUCUGAUGUGCUUCAUUUUGGAACUGGAACACAAGGUGAUGACUCUACAACAGCUUUACAGAUCUGUUAUUUGGAACAUUUGUGGUUU
Magnolia sinica is the source of this 2852-nucleotide messenger RNA. Its product is annotated as agamous-like MADS-box protein AGL61. Lineage: Eukaryota; Viridiplantae; Streptophyta; Magnoliopsida; Magnoliales; Magnoliaceae. The record is from RefSeq and is a predicted model, not a curated record. Gene Ontology annotation, biological process: regulation of transcription by RNA polymerase II. Gene Ontology annotation, molecular function: protein dimerization activity; DNA-binding transcription factor activity, RNA polymerase II-specific; RNA polymerase II cis-regulatory region sequence-specific DNA binding. The coding region runs from base 1046 to 1735 and encodes 229 amino acids. The transcript has a single exon.